UCGGCAAUAUGAUACGUCUUCUUGGUAUGUCCUAUUUCAUUUGGUAUUUUUUCGAUACACAUCUGUUAAUUUAUACUGAGUUUGGAGUUUGUGUCUUGUAGAUGUAGUCUUGGACUUAAGAACUAUCUCUUAUUUACGAUUUUAUCAUACGUGUAAAGCUUACAUGGUGAUGUGUUAUGUUAGAUUUAGUGGACAAUGACAUCAACUGGAAUCCGACAAUUCACUGCAUAGAGUGGCAUCACAUUUUUCUGCGCAGUGUUGAGUCCAGUAUUAUGUCUCUUCAGUCCCAGUGAUGAUGUUAUUAAACUAACUGACCAGAAUUUCGAUACUGUGACAUCAAGCAAGGAGCUGUGGUUUGUAAUGUUUUAUGCACCUUGGUGCGGCCAUAGUAAAAACGCCGUACCAGAUUGGAAGCGACUCGCAACUAACUUUAAGGGAAUUGUAAAAGUUGGCGCUGUAGAUUCAGAUAGCAACCCUGGAGUAACACAACGGUUCUCAAUUCAAGGUUAUCCGACAAUUAUGAUUUUUGGAGACAACAAAUACAGUCCUAAAGCUUACAAAGGUGGCAGAGAUAUUGAAAGUCUUAACAAGGAAGCUUUACGCGAAUUGGUUUCACUGGUGAACUCAAGGACGGGAUCUGCUUCAUCAGACGAUUCCUCUGAAUCUGAUGUAAUCAAGUUAACUGACAGCAAUUUCAAUGAAAAGGUUCUAAACAGUCAAGAACCGUGGUUAGUGGAAUUUUUCGCUCCAUGGUGUGGCCAUUGUAAAAAUCUGAAGCCCCAUUGGUACCAGGCAGCACGUGAAUUGAAAGGAGUCAUGAAGCUUGGAGCCUUGGAUUCUACAGUCCACAGUCAAAUGACUCAGAAGUAUGGUAUUCGAGGUUUUCCUACCAUUAAAUUCUUCCCCGCUGGACCCAAAACUGAUGAUCCAAUUGAUUAUGAUGGAGGCCGAACUUCUGAAGCAAUUGUUGCUUGGGCUAUGGAGAAAGCAGAUGCUUUAGCACCUACACCUGAGGUUACUGAACUUAUUUCAGCAGAUAAUCUAAAAGAGGCGUGUGAAAAUCAUCCACUCUGCAUAAUCAGUGUAUUUCCUAUGCUAUACGAUUGUCAAUCAGAUUGUCGUAACAAAUACAUAGACAUACUGAAGACUGAAGCUGGCAAUUUCAAAAAACAGAAAUGGGGAUGGCUUUGGACUGAAGCUCUUAAGCAUCCAGAAUUGGAAAAGGCAUUCGACAUCGGUGGUUCAGGUUAUCCAGCUAUGGUAGCUGUGCAUGGUCGUAAAAUGAAAAGGACUACACUUCGAGGUUCAUUCAGUUCAAACAGCGUUCAUGAAUUUCUAAGGGCACUCUCAGUUGGUGGUGCUAACCUUCCCUUAUUUGAUGUAAAAUCUUUGCCCGAAAUAAAAACAGUUGAACCAUGGGACGGGAAAGAUGCCAAGCCUAUCGAAGAAGACGAUGACGUGAAAGUGGAAUUGUGA
Messenger RNA from Trichobilharzia regenti, 1476 nucleotides. NCBI's taxonomy places the organism in Eukaryota, Metazoa, Platyhelminthes, Trematoda, Strigeidida, Schistosomatidae. The record is from the annotation of a GenBank genome assembly.